Messenger RNA from Drosophila santomea, 3525 nucleotides. RefSeq lists its product as uncharacterized. The record is from RefSeq and is a predicted model, not a curated record. NCBI's taxonomy places the organism in Eukaryota, Metazoa, Arthropoda, Insecta, Diptera, Drosophilidae. Gene Ontology annotation, biological process: proteolysis. Bases 1 to 3525 code for a protein of 1174 amino acids. The transcript has 4 exons. Gene Ontology annotation, molecular function: aspartic-type endopeptidase activity.
AUGCUUGAACUGUUCCCACAGUCCCACAUGAGGAAACUUCUGAAAGUCGACAUCAACCAUGCCCAGAACAUGCUGGAUGAAAUUACCGUGCACCGUAGAAUGGCCAGGAGCCUGGAUUUCCUGGGCUCGGCACUCAAGGUCGUGGCGGGCACGUCCGACGCGGAGGACCUCUUUAGAAUCAAAACUAACGAAGCAGCCCUAAUAGAGGCAAACAAUAGGCAGCAACCUCCGAGACCCUCCAGCAGAAAUGCAUCGGCAAGCACCUCAGCGGUGCAAACUUUUUUCGCGUCCGGCACUUCAGCCGUCCUACUGAGCACAGCGAUCAUUGACGUGUGCCAUUUGGGGACGAACUACCAAGCCCGAGCCUUAAUCGACUCGGGAUCCGAGGCGACGUUCAUUUCAGAGCGCCUGUUCAACCUCAUCAAGUUGCCAUUCCGCAACACCCAGACCCAAGUCUCCGGGUUAAAUCAUUCGGUCUCCGCGAAAUCCUCGAAGCUGUGUCACUUCGGGAUUCGCUCUCCUACUAAGCCAGGUCUACAGUUAGACACUGAAGCGUACGUCCUUCCGGAGCUCUCAGGCAAACUGCCCUCCUAUCCGAUCCCUCGGAAUUCUUUGAAGGACCUGCCCGCACUCCGCUGGGCAGAUCCUACCUUUUUUGAGAGCUCUCAAAUUGAUGUACUGAUCGGGGCUGACAUUCUACCAUCCAUAAUGAUGGAUGGCACCCGACAAAAUAUUUGCGGCUCGCUCCUGGGCCAAGAAACUAUUUUCGGGUGGGUGCUAACGGGGCCGAUUUCCAAGGGUAAGCCGAAACGGGUCGCAUCCUUCACGACCCAGGUGCACCAAAUAGGCGACCCUGAUUCGCUCGACACGCUUCUCAGCAAGUUCUGGGAGGUGGAGGAUCUACCAGUAAAGAUGGUAAAAGAGUCGGACUCCUAUUGUGAAAGGAACUUCCUCCAAACAACAACAAAAGACGCAAGCGGGAGGUACGUGGUGACGCUCCCGUUCCGGGACCCCGAGAAUACCGGUUCCGAUUUAGGAUAUUCAAGGUCCAUUGCGUUAGCUCAGUUUCUUAGAAACGAAAAUCGUUUAAAAAGAGACUUCCCCUUAAAAGAGCAAUAUGACAGCGUGAUCCAGGAGUACCUGGAUCUGGGUCAUAUGAAAGAAGUUCCGCCGACUCACAAUUCUCCCUCGUAUCAUCUUCCUCAUCACGCGGUAGUUAAGCCCGAAAGCACCACUACAAAGCUUCGCGUUGUAUUCAACGCUUCAAGUCCGUCGGCAAAUGGGACCAGCUUAAAUGAUAUCCUUCAUGCUGGUCCAGUCUUACAAUCCGAUCUAACGAUCCAGGUCCUGAAAUGGCGUUAUUUUCAAUACGUCUUCAGUGCAGACAUUACGAAAAUGUAUCGUCAGAUCUGGGUCGAUCCAAAACAUACCCCGUUUCAAAGAAUUCUGUUCCGAAACAAGGAAGGAGAUAUCCGAGACUUUGAACUAAAAACAGUUACCUUCGGGGUCAACUGCGCCCCCUUCCUCGCCAUUCGAGUCUUGCAACAGCUGGCAGAGGAUAUCCAAGCGCCAUUUCCAAAUGCCAGCCGCAUCAUCCAGCAGCACAUGUACGUCGACGACGUUCUGGCAGGGGCGAAUUCCGUAAACGAAGCCCAAAGUUCGAUUCGAGAGUUGCAAGCAGCCCUAAGUGCCUCCGGGUUUCCGCUAAGAAAGUGGACCUCGAACAACAAAAGCGUCCUUAAAGACGUCCCGGCCGAACACCUCCUUCAUAGCGAGUUCCUCGACAUCGAUGCCGAAAGCACGACCAAGACGCUCGGUAUUCGAUGGAGGGCAAAGUCCGACGAAUUCUAUUUCGUUCCCCCCGAAAUAGUUGUGGAACCCUCCUAUACAAAGCGAGAAGUUUUGUCCCAAAUCGCUAGGUUGUUCGAUCCUGCCGGGUGGCUCGCGCCGUUCAUAAUCCGUUCAAAAAUGUUCAUGCAGGAGAUUUGGUUGCAGAACUUAGGCUGGGACGAUAAGCUUCCCACUGAAAUGAGUCAGCGGUGGCAAUCGUUUUUAGACGAGUAUUCCGACCUCAACCAGAUCCGCGUUCCGAGAUGGAUCUGGUACCAGCCUGAGGUAAUCAUAGAGCACCACGGUUUCUGUGACGCGUCUCAGAGAGUCUAUGGAGCGGCUAUAUACAUCCGCGUCGAGAUGGGGCAAAGAAUCCUGACUCGCCUGCUUACAGCCAAAACACGAGUGGCCCCGGUAAAAACCGUCUCCCUUCCUCGGCUAGAGCUCUGUGGUGCCGUGCUGUUAACCGAAAUGGUGACAGCAAUCCUUCCGCACAUGCCCUCCGCCAAUUCAGAUAUCCGCUGCUGGACAGAUUCCACAAUCGUCUUAGCCUGGCUACGAAAGCCUGCGUGCAACUGGACCACAUUUGUGGCCAACAGAGUUGCCAAGAUCACGCAGGCGACGCCAGUCGACUGUUGGGCACACGUUCGCUCAGAACAAAAUUCCGCCGAUCUAGCCAGUCGAGGCGUAUCCCUACAUGAAUUGGCAGAAAACCAUCUCUGGUGGCACGGACCAGAGUGGCUGCAAGGGCCACGAGAGCUAUGGCCAGCACAAAGCGACACUCUUCCAGUGACAGAACAAGAACAGCGCGCGGUCAAAGUGCAUUUUGUCAAGGCCCCGUCCAUCGACUUUCUCGAACGUUUCUCCAAAUUGGACAAGGCCCUGCGAGUUCUGGUCUAUGUUCAACGCUUCCUUAAACGCUGCCGCAAAGGUUCGUUCUUGCCCAAUUCACGCCCUACAAGUGAAGAGAUCCGGGAGGCAGAACGAACUCUGACCUCCAUUGCGCAGCGCAGAGCAUAUGGCCAAGAGCUUCAGCAUUUGACCGAGAAAAGGCCUCUUCCAGUGUCAAGUCCUUUGGUGAAUUUGUUCCCGUUCAUUGACCAACACGGCCUUUUAAGGGCGUGCGGCCGUCUCACUGCCUCCAAAACCCUGCAAUAUGAUGAACGUCAUCCGAUUAUUCUCCCCUAUGACUGUAGACUGUCGCGCCUCAUCGUCCAAUUUACCCACCAGAUUACUCUUCAUGGCGGUAGUCAAUUGAUCGUACGCCUGAUCCGAUCGAAGUAUUGGAUUCCUAAAAUCAAGAAUCUGGUGAAGGCUGUGGUCAAUCCGUAUCCCUCAGAUUUGCUGGCCCUCACACCAGGCCAUUUCCUCAUUGGAGGGCCGUUGCUUUCCACGGCGGAACCCGAGAUAAAGGGCGAAGCCAAGUCGAUAAUAAAUCGAUGGCAACACCUCAAGGCACAACAUCAGCAGUUUAGUGCACGGAACCUCCAAGCCGACGAUAUGGUAGUUGUCAAGGAGGACAAUCUACCACCGAACGAAUGGCGGCUCGGCAGAAUCGUUUCUGCCUUUCCAGGAGCCGACGACCGCAUUCGAGUCGUUGAGAUCCGUACGUCUCGCGGCACCAUAAAACGCCCUGUCCACAAGGUUAUUCUUCUACCGAUGAAGGACAAAGAGUCCUCCGUUCCUAGGGAUUAG